Messenger RNA from Epinephelus moara (kelp grouper), 5074 nucleotides. RefSeq names its product La ribonucleoprotein 4Ab (gene larp4ab). Bases 411 to 2657 code for a protein of 748 amino acids. Gene Ontology annotation, molecular function: mRNA 3'-UTR binding. Gene Ontology annotation, cellular component: cytosol; cytoplasmic stress granule. The record is from RefSeq and is a predicted model, not a curated record. Lineage: Eukaryota; Metazoa; Chordata; Actinopteri; Perciformes; Serranidae. The transcript has 15 exons. Gene Ontology annotation, biological process: positive regulation of translation.
UAGUGUGUUGUGUGUUGGGACAGACUGUGGCACAGACAGAGGACGCAGCUGUCACAUGCUAUCAGAGCGGAGCCUUGAAGCUGACCUGUAGGAUGAGGAAUUGGGCUUAAACAACAUUAAUUAUCAAAUGGGGAACGCUUUAUAAACGAACAAACUGCGAAAGAGUCGUUAGUGUCAUCGACAAGAAGCUUUCAAAGUUGUGGUCCGCGCGGACGCACCGUUUGGACCAGAGCACGUUAGGUCGUUUGAAUCACGUUACCGGGGAGACGGUAGUUAACGACGACGGGCCGCUGUAAAGACGUGCGGCUAACAGUGUUUCAGAGUUAAAGCCUCCGCUAAGGAUAAAAGCAACAGAGCAAUUAAACCAGCCGGAGCUGAGGAGGACAUACGAAGGCGAGGAUCCAAGCAGCAUGGUUACCACAAAGGGAGCAGGUUUGAACCCAAAUGCUAAAGUGUGGCAGGAGCCUGCCCACCAGAAUGACAUCCCAGAGGGGACUGAGGAUUCUCCUUGGCCGUUGACCUACCCUCCUCCAGCUGAGAUGACCAACGGUUACUCAGAUGUUCCCUCUUUGGGGGGAAAAGGAUACGACGCUGAGUAUCCUGAUAGCCCUGCUGACUAUGCCCCUGUACCCACAGAGGGCAUUGUGAACGGCACUGACCACCCUGACAUGAUGUAUUUAGUCUUUGACCCACAAUGCGAAUCAGCCACAGAUGGUGAUGCUGCUAAGGAGCAGCCCAUAUCCGAGGAGAACCUAAGAGAGUCUUUGAAGAAACAGCUUGAGUUCUGCUUUUCUAGAGAGAACCUAUCUAAGGACCUGUACCUGAUAUCCCAGAUGGACAGUGAUCAGUUUGUUCCCAUCUGGACCAUCGCUUGCAUGGAGGACAUCAAAGCCCUCACUACUGACAUGGACCUCAUUCUAGAUGUGCUGCGAGCCUCUCCCAUGGUGCAAGUCGACGAAACUGGAGAGAAGGUCCGGCCAAACCAUAGUCGCUGCAUCAUUAUUCUGAGGGAGGUGCCUGAGACCACACCUGUUGAGGAAGUAGAGGCUCUUUUUAAGAGUGAAAACUGUCCAAAAGUGUUGAGUGCUGAGUUUGCACACAACAGCAACUGGUACAUAACAUUUCAGUCUGAUAUGGAUGCACAGCAGGCUUACAGAUACCUGAGAGAGGAGGUCAAAACAUUCCAGGGAAAACCAAUAAUGGCUCGCAUUAAAGCCAUUAAUACAUUCUUUGGUAAGAAUGGCUUCCGCAGUGUGGACUCAAGUGUGUACAGUCAGCAUGUCCAACCACAGGCUCAGUAUGGCUCCCCAGUCUACAUGCAGCAGGUGUACAGCCCUCAGCAGCAGUACCCUGUAUACCCUGUGGUGUCCCCCUCCUGGAGCCCUCCGGUCAUGCCUUACUUUGAAACACCACUGGCACCUUUCCCACACAGCGGAUUCAUGAAUGGUUACAGUAAUCCUGGGAACUACAACGCAAACUCAAGCUCCGUCAGCACCCAUCGACCCAUGAGCAGGAACCGAAACCAUGUUAAGGGUCAACCUAGGCCUGGAGACGUGCCCCCUUCUUUGGCUCCAGAGACCCUGAUGGACGGCCUGUCUGCUCCCUUGAGUCCACAGCCCCUUCACACAUCAGGGACGCCAACUGGCACCACUUCAGCGACAGCCUCUCUGCCUUCCUUCAGCCUUAAAGACAUUUCUCCACAGGCCAUCAUAGCCAGUGGAUAUCACAAUGGGGCUACACGUGGCAGGAGAGGAAGCCACAGAGGCAUGAGGAGGAAAAGAGAAGACGAACAUACUACAAGGUCUGCCCCUGUGAUGGAGACCAAGGUACCACCACAACCAAAGUUUGACCUGGCAGCUUCCAACUUUCCUCCUUUGCCUGGAUCUGUGGUCAGUAUGCGUGGAGAGACUACGCCAGAGAUGCGCCUUUCUGAUGUUGUGCGUGGCCUAAAGGUGACCAACAAGGCUCAGAGCCAAGAGGUUAACGAAACCCGACACACAAACAUGUCAGAAGAUGCUGUAAGCAAACCUGAUUCUUUGAGCCUGGUUGCUACACCUGCGUCUGUGACACCACUCACAGUGACACCACCAGUCUUAAGCGUUUGUCCUCCGGUAAAGGAAGAGGAUAAAGCUGAACCUCCGGUUCCAAAGGAAGCUAUCUCCUCAUCCACAGAGGUUGCCUCCCCAACAGCCUCAGAACCUUCUCCCUCCACCUGCAGCCCGUCUGUCUCUACAGAAGCAUCUUCGCCAUCUUCCCCAACUCCAGCAUCUCUGACAUCAGAACUGGCGGCAAGAAAGCUCAGCUAUGCAGAGGUUUGCCAGAGACUGGCCAAAGACCCUCCACCAGCACAGACACCCACUUCCCCUCCCCCUCCCUCCUCAGCCAGUCAGCCCCUGCAAGAGCUCAAGGUCAACGGGGUUGAGGAGUCUCGGCCCAACUCCACGCGCACUACACACAAACCAGAGAAACCCAGAGACAGCCGGCCUCCUCGUCAACCGUUACGCUCCUUCAGAGGAGCAAACAGCCAAGUCCGAUCCGCAGGGUUGAAGAUUCGGGAUCAGCAGAGAGGCCUGUAUACUGGCAAACAGUUUUCCCCACACCGGGGCGCCAGACGCAGCGGCAAAGAACAGAACAUUCCGCCAAGGUCACCAAAAUGACUACAGAAAGAGGAACCUAUAAAACAUGAACUGAAACAGAGAUAAAAACAAUAUAUAUGUAAAUAUAUAAUAUAUGUAAAUAGAAAGAUGAAUAUAUUUCAUUUAACAGACUUUUUCAAAGAAUCUUAAUAUUGUUGCAGACCUAAAAAUAUUUAGAAAAACUUAAUGUAGAUUUCCCUUUUUGGGAAAAUACAUAUAGUCUGCUGACAGAAUUGCAGACUUUUGGGGUAAAACAUACUCUGCUGAGAGUAAUGUUACCAUGACGAUCUCAAAAAAAGCCUCCAGAGAUGGGCUAAAUGUGUAGCGCGCGCGUGUGUGUGUGUUUGAGCAUGAGAGGAAUUAAGAGGGAUCCUGUUACUUUUAAAUAUACAGUAGACCAACAUUUAGCAAAGACUGCCAACUUCCAAAAUGACAAAAGAGGCACAUUUGAUUUCUUUUUGAGCGGUUAUUGUUGGCAUGUGAUUCAUCUUGAGUUUUUUUUUUUUUUUUUUUAAAUCAGAUUUGUUGUGCAUUGAAAUCAAGGUAUAUGAAAAUGUAUGAAAUGGAAGAAUCCAGGGCAGAAUAAUAGAAACAAAGGCGUGUGAUAAACUACAGAAGGUUUGAACUUUAAGUAGUUUGUAGAUAAUUAUUAUAUAAAUGUUAUUUCGUUAAAUGAUGCUGGUGUAUACUAUGUUACACGUUUUCAGGACAUUACAGUGUGAUGGUUAUAAUCCUUAAGUGUUUUUGCAGCAGUUGUUUCUGUGAUGCAGACAUCAGAUCAAUACUACUAACAUUUGAAAUAAGCUCUGCAUCCUAACUGGAGUAGAUCUGCUUAUUUCAUUUUUGCAGGAUUGUAUCAGUGAUGUAACUCCUGUUCAAAAUCAGUAUAGCUUGUAAAAAGAGCGUGAGCAGUGAUGAGAACAGUAGUCGUUUGCUACAUAACCUACUGUUGUGGGGUUGUAGCUGUUAGCAGGAGAAAGACUGUCUUUCAUGUUUAUCAGAUGUCAGUAAUGCUGGUGUGCAUCUCAAAAAGCAAGAUUAAAGAGUUUGACGGCUAACUUUGGUUCAGGCCUGGGUUAUGAUAUGGAUCGUUUUAGGAACGUUUUUACAGUAGGUGGUAGGUCUUGAAAGCUAAGCGGUCCUUAAUUGGUGACUAGCUUCUGCAUGUGCAUUGCUAAAACCUAAUGGAUGAUGAUGUGAGGGACCUCAGGAGAAGAAAUUAGGAUUUUUUUCCACCACAGAAAUCUUUGGCUUCUUCUUGAUAAAGGUAGCUACUCAAUGGUUGGUGUUUAAAGUUGACUGCCUGAAACAUCUGUUUUGAUGGGACACAUAAGGCUUCAGACGAGCGUAGUCCUUCUGGCAUAAACCACUUUUUGUUCUUGAUUUUAUAAAUGUCUAUUUGUUGUAGCUUUCCUCGAGCGUGUGUAUAUACUGCUGUAGAUGAGUUUAAUUUUCUAUCAAGUUAUGUUUUUCUUUUCAUGGUAUUCAAUGUUUGUGUGAUGUUGGAAAUUUUUUUAUGUAAACUGAUCUGAGAAAAGUGGCUUGAUAAUUGACAGCUAACUGAAUUGGACACUGAUCAGCCACUCGUGGCUUAACAAUAAGACCUGUACCUGUAAUGGUGUGAAUUGAAAUGCACUAUUCUUUUGAUCUCAAGGCUUUUGAUCAUUACAGCAGUAAGAAACGGAAAGGUGUUGCACAGAGAUGUACGGCUGGAGCUUAAAUGUGUUCAUAAAUGUUCUUCUUUUUCAUCUGAAUAGUUUGUAGUGUUGCAAAUGGAAUUCAACAAAAGAUGAUUGAAAAAAAAUAUCACAUUUUCAUGAUUAAAGUUAUAAAACAUUUUGCCUUAGAUAAUUGUUUGGAGUCCUCUGCUUAGGGACUUGACUGCAGUGUACAGUAUUGUGUGUCAUGUAAUCAGUAGUUCAGUCGUCUCCUGUGUAUAUGUGUCUGUGUAAACUUGUGUGUGUGUGUGUGUGUGUGAGAGAGAGAGAGAAAGGGAUUGCUUCUGCUUCAGACUACAUGGAACUGUUAUCUCAAACCAAACCUCCAGUGCCUUUAACGGUCUUUAAUAUUAGAUAAAGAGUGCAAGAGAUGUGAGCACAUCAAUUUGUCUAACUAUACAGGGCUGGUUAGCCGGUUGUCAGAAUCCAACAUUAUCAGUAAAUGACACUGGGAGACAUUAGAUCCUGCCCAGUGUUAAUCUCAGUUUAUUGUGGGUGCAGCUGCAGGGCUGGGGCUGGUUGGAGUGGAGCUUAGUGUGCGUGUGUGCAUGCUUGUUUGUCCAUCAUGUUAGUUUGUCAAUGCAAUUUCAGUCUUAUAUCAGAAUCCUGCUUGUAACUCACUAACAUGGGACUGUAGUUUCCAGCCAAGUACACACUGGUUUAUUAAGUGACUAUUUUAUUGCUGAGCCUGAAGUAUGAGAAUAAAGAUUUAUUUUUAAA